Messenger RNA from Pelodiscus sinensis (Chinese soft-shelled turtle), 2528 nucleotides. Lineage: Eukaryota; Metazoa; Chordata; Testudines; Trionychidae. The record is from RefSeq and is a predicted model, not a curated record.
AUGGCUCGUGCUGUGUCCGGGAUGGAAGCUGGAGGCAUGCAGGUGCGGGACGACACCUACAAGAUGGUGCACGGGCUGCAGACCCAGGUGCAGAGCUACAAGCUGUACAUCACCAAGGAGUCCCUGUAUCAGCAGAGAGUCUGCUACCAGGACCUAGAGAACAGGCUGAAGGAAGCAGAGUUCUGGAUGCAGAGGCUGGGCAGCUUGGCCCAGCUGGUGAACCUCCUGACCUGCCAGAAUCUGGUCUCCAUCGUGCAGGAGGAGGUCACGGCCUUCGUCAACAAUGUCAUGAUGGCCAGUGGUACCAAACGGAAGGCUGUCCUCCGCGUGCACCUGGUGUUUGACACUGACAGCCAGCUGGUCCCCUUUCCCUCCAGCCAGGCACUGGAAACCAGCCUGCUGGGCACCCUGGACUCCGUGGUGGAGUCUGUCCUGCAGGUGACCUGGACCAGGAAAGAGAAGUCAGUGACCCCGCCUGAGCAGAGUCCUGCAGCGCCAGAGGCUCACCGAAGUCAAGACGCCCAGCCCAGUGCCCUGAGAGAGGCAGAUGACAGAGGCCCCCAGCCCCCUGAGGCGCUGCUCCAGAGCCUGCCUACGGAGGUGCUGUGUGGCCAGGACCCACAGCUGGUGCAUCAUCUGGAUCUGAAGGUCAUUGGGGGUCUGGAGGUGACUGGGCAGCGGCUGAAGAGCCAGUACCCAGUGCCAUCGAGGGAGCAGCUGGAGCAGGACCUGCGCACCGACAGCAGGAUCCAAGGGGCUCUGGCCAGCCAGCGAGCUCUGCUUGUGGCAGCCCUGAGGGAGACCCAGGAGAUCUGCAAGCAGCACACAUGGGUGGCAGAGAUCCACAGCUUUGCUCACAGCUGGAGCCCCAAGCAGCUGGAGCUGAUGAAGGGCUGGCCUGCGGGCGACUACGUGCAGCUAGUGGUGCAGCUGCGAGCCUGGGCAAAACGGAUCCGAGAGGUGCCCUCCACUGUCAUCACCUGCAACCGGCUCUUCCUGGUGGACUGCAGCAGCGUGCAGCAGGAGACUGUGCCCCUUCUGGACUCCAUCAGCAGGGAGAUCCUCUCCUUGCUGCUGAGCGAGACGUCCCAGCGUAGCGAGAGCCUCAUUGCCGAGCUGGGCGCGCUGGUGCAGCUCUACCAGAAUGUCAGCACCAACAUCUUCACCAUCGCCAAGUGCUCCCAGAAGCUGGAGCAGUACCGAGGCCAGAUGGCAGAGCUGCAGGAGCGUGUGGAGUAUGUGCGUGCUCUGAACGAGGUGAUCCGUCUGCGCUUUCGCCCGCUCAGCCCGUACGAGGAGAAUCUGGAGAACACGGUGAGGCUCCCAGCAAUGCCAUGCUAAGGUUGGGAUACGAGACCAUUAGUCCAGUCUCUUGUCUACAUCCCUAAUCUCAAUAUAUCAUGUGGCAGUGAGUUCCGCAGGCUAAACAUUCAUUGUAUGAAAAAGCUCUGUUAUCUGGGGAACUGAGGUAUGCAAUUGUUGUGUUACUAAGGCCAACACCUCUUUUUCACAAGCGGUAUAUUGUUGUUUUACUUCAGAUAAGGUCCGGGACCCAUAUGCAACUGGUUUGGUUGAUGUUCCUUUUUCUUGCAUCAAUAUGGCCCCAAUGGCUUCUUUCCCUGUGGACAACUGUAGGUGGAACUCCUUAUUGGGGUCAGGAUAGGCAAGUGCUGGGGCUUGCAUCAAAGAUUGUUUUAACUGCAUGAAUGCUUCCUGUUGAACAGCGCCCUACUGCCAAGGUUGGGAUUUCUUUAAUAGCUUAUAAAGUGGUUUUGCUUUCAGCCCGAAGUUCUCAAUGAAAUCCCUACUGAAACCCAAAAGGCCUAAAAACAUCCUUAAGGUGUGAACGUCUGUUGGCGCAGGAAGGCUGGCAAUCAUUUUAAUACGCUCCUGGUCGGGUUUCCUACCAUCUUUGCCUAACUCCACUCCUAAGUAUGUGACGCUGGUCUUAACUAACUGGGCCUUGGAGGAGUUGAUCAAAAAUCCAGCUUUUCCCAAGGUGUCCAAUACUUCUUCUAAAACUUUCAAGUGCUCCUCUCGAUCUACUGUCGCUAUCAAAAUAUCGUCUACAUAGCUUAAAAUAUGUUUGGCAUAUUUACAGUUUUUCCAUAGAUUUGUGACCGCUCGAUGGCAAAUUGUAGGGGCAUUAUGGAACCCUUGUGGUACUCGGGUGAACGUAAAUUGUUGGUGUAAAUAGGUAAAAGCGAAUUUGUACCAUGAAUCAGGAUGGAGAGGUAUUGAGAAAAAUGCAUUGGAUAUAUCAAUUACUGAAAACCAUCGUGCACCAUUAGCAAUUUGAGCAAUUAUUUCGGGGUAUUUUGCAACUACCGGGGUCAUUUUAGGAGUUACUUUGUUUAACUCCCGAUAGUCUACAGUGAGCCGCCAGGAUUUCCCAUCAGCCUUUCUGACCGGCCAUAUUGGGGAAUUACACGGGCUAUCACACUUGACGAUUAUCCCUUGUGUCAAUAGAGCCUGUAUGGUGUCGUCUAUCCCCUUCUGCGCUUCUAUUGGAAAUUUGUAUUGCCUAA